Molecule: messenger RNA, 1201 nt
Organism: Acanthochromis polyacanthus (spiny chromis)
Lineage: Eukaryota; Metazoa; Chordata; Actinopteri; Pomacentridae
Product: interferon a3-like
Exons: 5
Coding region: 237-797 (186 amino acids)
Biological process (GO): defense response; response to exogenous dsRNA
Cellular component (GO): extracellular region
Molecular function (GO): cytokine receptor binding
Source: RefSeq, a predicted model, not a curated record
GCCAUCAGUCAUGUUGUGAGUUUGUUUUGAGGUUUUCCACUGAAAGGAUGCAUGUUUUCCUCACAGGACACAAGCUGAAAUGUGAAAUGUGUGACAUGUGGAGGUGAAAGCCACAGCUGAGCGUUUCCCUGCAGGUGGAAAGUGAAAUAGGUGCGUCGUGCUAUAAAUGAGCUGCUGCUCCAGCAGAACAGCAGGACUCAUCCCAUCCCAGCUCCAUCCACUCAGAGACAAGCUGCAUGUGUGUGAAGAUGCUGAGCAGGAUGUUCUGUGCUCUCCUGUUGGUGGCUCUGCUGGGUUCAGGCUGGUCGCUGAGCUGCAGAUGGAUGGAGGAGAAGUUCAGACAGCACAGUGAGGACCUGCUGGAGCUGCUGGACACCAUGGGGAAUAAUUCCACCAACAUCACUGAGGCUGAAGAUCAGAACUCUGUGGUCUUCCCUAACAAGCUGUACAGCCAGAAGUCCAACGCAUCGGAUGAGGACAAACUGGCGUUCGUGGUCCAGGUCCUGCAGGAGGCGGCCGCCCUGUUUGAGGAGGAUCACAGCUCGGCAUCAUGGGAGGAGAGCACAGCGGAGAACUUCCUCAAUCUGCUCAACAAACAGGCGGACGAACUGAGCUCCUGCAUCGGGAGCCAGAAGAAGAAGAACACCAAGCUGCACAUGUACUUCAAGAGACUCUCAGUGCAGGUCCUGAAGAAGAUGGGCCACAGUGCUGAAGCCUGGGAGCUGAUCAGGACGGAAACGGAACUUCAUCUGAUGAGAGUUCAUCAACUGGCUUCAUCUGUGAGCAGCAGCGACUGAAAGGAUGCGUUCACUCAUUCAUCUGUUUAUUUAUUCAAUUCUUUCUCUAUUUAUUAGUUGAUCACUUCAUUUUUCUGUCUGUUCACUAAAAUCAGUCACAUGAACAGCGUGCUAAUCUAUUUAUUUCUCUAUUUAUUUAUUUAUUGCUUAUUUAUGAACCACUAAUUUGAAAUAUAUUCAGUAAAAGAGAAUAUUCUUACAUGGUUUAAUGUUACAGACAAUAAAAACAGCUUUCUCCAGCAGAUGGAAAUGUGUUUAUUGUUUUUAUUCCUGUCGCAUAAAGAAAAUUCAUGCAGAUUUCUGACAUUAAACAACAUGAACAAGCAGUUCUUCAUUUUGUCUUUGUAGCCUUUAAUCUUAAAUGUAUUGUAGGAAUGAAGUAGAUAUCAAACUGUCUAAUGAGC